CUAGCAACAAACAGGCCCGCCAUUAUGAGGGAACUGCUGUGACAACUCGAAUACUUCAGCUUCCUCUUUCCAAUAAGAAACUUCUGCCCCCUCCCCCUUGACUGACCAUGGCCGCGCCAUUUGUCGUAAUGCUGGUAGGAUUUGCACUUCAAGUCUCCACUGAAACGCCACAGUCUUUGGUCAUGUCACUCUUUCUAUCUGAUUGUUGCAUAGACCUGUUGGAUGAGUUCGGUCUGUGUCCGCAAAGCAGCCUUUGCCAUUCAGACUGUUACAGACAUUGGUUUAAGAAUGGAAGUAGCACCUGCAUCAAGUGCAAGAAUGGAACAUUGGCAGAAUUAUCUGUUAAUCAGACUGAAUGCAUUAACUCAAGUGUCAGCGAUGAAGAGAAAGCAGAGAACCCCAGCACUGUGGUUCCAACGGUCAAUACAAUUGGAAGAUCCGCAAUUGUGGCCUUGCUGUGUCUGGGAACACUUUUUAUCAGUUUGUUCCUCAUUCUGUCAGUCGCUGUAUUUUUCUACACGAAGCGAUCAAACAUCCUCCCACAUAUGUUUCACCAAAGGAACAAAGCCUCGAUAUUACAGCCGAGUGAAAUGGCAGAAAUGAUAAGGAGCCCUCCAAGUUCAGUUCGAAAGGCAAGGUAUUCGAGAAGGGACCAGCUGACAGCAGCCUCCUCCGCAUCCACUGCUACCAGCAAUGUCUGACGCCAUGCUCCCAUGUACUCUGUGCCAUCGUAGGUAAAUUCUCCUGUUCUGUGGGUCAAUCAAACAGGAAUGAUCCACUGUAUGGCGAUGACUUAUUAUUGACUAUCAUUUAGCUGCCACAACACAAUCCUGAAGGUCAUGCACCUUUCACUCUUAAUUCACACUUUUUUUUUAAAACAAUGACACAAAUUGAGAGCAAAGCGGAGAAGGACAAGUCGUUAUUUUUUUAGAAAAAAAUCAACCAAUCACGAUUUUAAACGUGAAAGGACGAACUCUUCCUCUGCCGUCUUGAUGAAGGUGAAUGGCGUAAAUUUCCCAGAGUCAGCCGUUUCACAACUUUCAAAAAUCUACACUGUGAUAGGAAGCUUUUAGUAUUGAAGGCGGUAGUUCUGUCGUCGCCGAGUGCAGCACUCAGCCAAACCAAACUGAAAUGUUCCGGAAUUGAGGCGGUUCAAUCUCAGGACGUCACCCAGUGUGAGAGCACGGAAAAACUGGCACGCUUCCCAAUGUUAACUGAAUGUGAGGAUACAGACACCAGCACAGUCACUCAAAUGUCACUAAGUGUGAGAGUACAGACGCCACCAGCAUGUUCCCCAAUGUUACUGAAUCUCAGGCUGUAGUAGACUGAAAUGUGAGCUUGUGGACCACUGUAGAAUAUCCAGCAUUACUGAAUGAAGACUACCGACCUCAGGACACCACGCAAUAAAGAAAGGAAUUAUUGUAAUGGGCAGCAAAUGCUUCUCGCUGUUCAGUGCAGUGACUUUACAGUGGGGUCCAGUUUGCAAUACAGUAAACCUCACGUAUCAGUUGCGACCAUACAUUUAAUAUGACUU
Molecule: messenger RNA, 1534 nt
Organism: Callorhinchus milii (elephant shark)
Lineage: Eukaryota; Metazoa; Chordata; Chondrichthyes; Chimaeriformes; Callorhinchidae
Gene: cunh1orf159
Product: chromosome unknown C1orf159 homolog
Exons: 9
Coding region: 108-701 (197 amino acids)
Source: RefSeq, a predicted model, not a curated record